UGACUCCAUGGGAGAGAAUUGGUCGCACUGUAUUUUACGGUCUUUCCCUUGCAUUUCAUUAUCUUCCAUUGCUUUCAAAUUCCUCUCUCUCUCUCUCUCUCAUUGCCAAAAUCUUCAGGCUCACACGGCUCUCCAUCUCUCUCAGAGAAGGAACAACGACAGCAUCAACACCCAAAACAUUUCCCAUAGAAAAUAUCGCAACGCCCAUUUGAAUUCAUCCCAAUACAUAGAAAUCACAAGGAGAGAAAAUUUCAUCAGAAAACGAUAGAAGAAAAAAAAGGGAGAAGGAGAGGGAAAAGGUGUUUUCUUUCUUAUAUGUAAUGCAUCAGAAGAAAUCCGAAGUUCAGAUCGGAACAGAAAGCAGCGGCGUCUCUUCCGAUUUCAACCCUACCCCUCCUCUCCUUUUCCCUCCUCCUUCCUCUCUCCACCACAAAUUAUCUUACAAUUCCCACCUUUCCCCUUACCCAGAACAGUCUUUUCAUCCCUACUCUUCUUCUCUUCCUCUUCAAUCCCCCUCCCACGAGCAUCUACUACAGAAUGCCCCUGUUGCCCCUCCUUCUCCUUCUUCUUCAACCCCUUACAAGCGGACCCUUUUGACCCAAACCCAUUCCUCCCUCUCCAAAUCCCCUACCAUUUACCAAUUCCACUCGCACCCGCCGCAAUUCAAUCCCCAAAACGCUUCGUUUUUCUCCGUCUCGCUUGCCGUCAAGACCUUUUUGUAUCGGACUCUUCGCAAAGUGAAGCACUUUCGACGACUGCGGGUGCAUCUGCGGCUGAUCCUCUUGCUCUCCCUCCCGUUCUUCUACUUCUUGGUCUCCCAUCCAAGCCAUACCUUCAUCCUCGACUUCCUCUCCGCCUUCGCCUUCUCCGCGGCCCUCUUGUUCUCGCUCAACCUCGCGCUCCCUCGCCUCCCCUCCAUACGCCUAUUCCUCGCGCGGUCAUUCCCGAUCAAGCUCUCCCACUGCUCUCCCAUCUCCCGGCCGCCUCUGCCGGUGUUUUGGACGAUUGGGUCACGGCCCAAACCCGAGAAGAGACCGAAUUCUGGGUGUUGGGUCCAGGUCUAUCGCAACGGGGACGUGUACGAGGGCGAGUUCCACAAGGGAAAGUGCUCGGGGAAUGGGGUGUAUUACUAUUACAUGAGUGGGAGGUACGAGGGCGAUUGGGUGGAUGGCAAGUAUGACGGCUAUGGUGUCGAGACGUGGGCCAGGGGGAGCCGGUACCGUGGGCAGUAUCGGCUGGGGCUUCGGAAUGGCUUUGGGGUGUAUCGGUUUUAUACCGGUGAUGUUUAUGCCGGAGAAUGGGCUAAUGGACAAAGUCAUGGGUGUGGAGUGCAUACCUGCGAGGAUGGGAGCCGGUAUGUCGGGGAGUUCAAAUGGGGCGUCAAGCACGGCCUUGGGCACUACCAUUUCAGAAAUGGGGACACAUACGCUGGAGAAUAUUUUGCUGACAAGAUGCAUGGGUUUGGGGUCUAUUCUUUCGCAAAUGGACAUCGAUACGAGGGAGCCUGGCAUGAGGGUAGAAGGCAAGGGCUUGGAAUGUACACAUUCAGAAAUGGUGAAACACAAUCUGGUCACUGGCAAAAUGGAGUUCUUGACAUUCCAAGUACACAGAACACCACCUCUCCUGUAUCUCCUGUCGCUGUAUAUCAUUCCAAAGUGCUUAAUGCAGUGCAGGAAGCUCGGGGAGCGGCAGAGAAAGCCUAUGAUGUGGCAAAGGUGGAUGAAAGGGUCAACAGGGCAGUAGCAUCUGCCAAUAGAGCAGCCAAUGCAGCUAGAGUAGCAGCUGUUAAGGCCGUCCAAAAACAAAUGCACCAUAAUGGCAACGACAACAUUCCAAUUCCAAUCGUGUGAGACUCCUAACUGCAGCUUGGGCUCUUUUAAUGUGUCUGACUGCCGCAUAACAAUGGCGCAUCGUGUUUUAUCUUGUCAUCUUCUCUUUGGCUCCUUCCUUUGAGAGGACCCAGUUGGGGGUGCCUCUUGGAAUCAGUGAGCAGCAGUGAGGAAGAUAUCUGAAGAGGGGUGGGAUGGUCAUAAACACUGCUUAAAGAUUGUAGAGAGAGAGAGGAAGGUUGACGAUGAUGGUAUCCAUCUCAUAUGUUCAACCAAUUUUUUGCUUUUUUAUCUCAGUACAUUUUUGUAAAGAUGAGGUAGAUGUAAUAUAAAGGCUGGUGCCGAGGUAAAACCUCAUCCCAGCUGCUGUUGUAUCCGGAGUUCAUUGGUUUUGUAAUGGAGUUGAAGAAUCAAUCUAGUGCUCUCCAUUUUCCA
This is a messenger RNA of Juglans regia (Persian walnut), 2264 nucleotides long. RefSeq lists its product as uncharacterized. The record is from RefSeq and is a predicted model, not a curated record. The transcript is spliced from 3 exons. NCBI's taxonomy places the organism in Eukaryota, Viridiplantae, Streptophyta, Magnoliopsida, Fagales, Juglandaceae. Bases 321 to 1850 code for a protein of 509 amino acids.